Molecule: messenger RNA, 1206 nt
Organism: Fonsecaea multimorphosa CBS 102226
Lineage: Eukaryota; Fungi; Ascomycota; Eurotiomycetes; Chaetothyriales; Herpotrichiellaceae
Exons: 6
Coding region: 1-1206 (401 amino acids)
Biological process (GO): D-sorbitol catabolic process
Molecular function (GO): zinc ion binding; L-iditol 2-dehydrogenase (NAD+) activity
Source: RefSeq, a predicted model, not a curated record
AUGGCUCCUUCUGCGACGACUAAUGGAGACGCCGCGCCGGUCAAGGCGGACACGAGCAAGAACCGUGCUGUGAUCAUCUCAAAGAUGGAUGAUCUCACCAUUCAGGACUGGCCUCUGAAACUGGAUUCGUAUCGAGAUAGUCCGCCAUACGUGCCGGGGUCACCUCUACCGAGUGGUAAAGCCCUCGUCCGCAUUCGCGCCGGCGGUAUCUGUGGCUCGGACAUACACUUCUGGAAAGAGGGCAGUGCAGGGCCUGACAUAAUCAAGGAUCCCUUCGUCAUCGGGCAUGAAGCUGCUGGGGAGGUUAUCCAGGUCGCUGAUGACGUCCAGUCAUGGGCACCGGGUGAUCGCGCUGCGAUCAAACCUAUGCUUCCCUGUCUCGCUUGCGACCAGUGUACGACCGGGUUUUCCAACAUCUGCAGUUCGAUAGAGUAUUACGGGGUUCCAGGACCCGGCCGGCAGGAUGGAUUGCUCACCAACUACAAGAUUGUCCCGGUAACGGCACUGGCUCGCCUGACGCCCAAGAUUGGAUGGGUCGAGGCUGGUACGCUACAGCCCUUUGCCGUCGCCCUCCAGAUGUCGCGGCAAGCCGGGCUGAAGGCGAAUCAAACCGUGCUGAUCCUCGGGGGCGGGUGUAUCGGGUUGCUGCUGGGCGCAAUCGCCAAAGCAUACGCUGCAAAGAAAGUAGUUGUCUUCGAGGUACAACCUCACCGGGCAGAAUUUGCGAGGAAGUAUUGUGCGGACCAGGCUUUCGUCAACCCACCACGCAACCCCGGUGAGACGACGGAAGAAUACUCUAGCAGAGUUUCUAAGCACAUCCUAAGCUCAGUAGACGGGCUCCACCGUGGUUUCGAUGUGGUGGUGGAAGCUUCAGGCGCCGAAGAGUGCAUGCAGAUCGGAAUGCAUGCCUGUAGACCUGGAGGGACUUACGUCCAAGUCGGACUGCAUAGCGGCCAGAUGCCUCGGCUCCCUAUCAUGGAUAUAUGCUCCAAGCAGCUCAACGUGCGCGGUACCUGGAGAUAUACAACCAAUUGCUUCGAAGACGCCAUAUCGCUGAUUGACAGAGGCCUCGUCGAGACGAAAACUCUGAUUAGCCACGUUUUCCCUUUUGAGCAGAGUUUGGAAGCGUUUGAGACAGUCCAUAAGGUCAAGGCUAAGGAUGGCAGGCAUGUCUUUAAGGUGGUCAUCUCUGACGAGAAGCUGUAG